Molecule: messenger RNA, 2873 nt
Organism: Sciurus carolinensis (gray squirrel)
Lineage: Eukaryota; Metazoa; Chordata; Mammalia; Rodentia; Sciuridae
Gene: Fgfr1op2
Product: FGFR1 oncogene partner 2
Exons: 7
Coding region: 257-1018 (253 amino acids)
Biological process (GO): response to wounding
Source: RefSeq, a predicted model, not a curated record
UCGCGAGACUAGGAUAGGCGGGGAGUACUUGCGGGAGACGGUCGGCGGAGGUUUAUCCCGGGUCAGUGAUGGGGCUGAACCCCGCUGACUUGCCAGUUGUCCCUGUUGUCUCUGCUGGGUUCUGCGUCUGCUUGCUGAAGAGGCCGAACAAGGGCGCGGAGUCUUUUCUCUUGGGUGCAUAAGUCCCUGUUGACAGAGGUCUUAGUCUCCACAGCUGACGGCUGCGAGGGAUAUUUAGCGGAGUAUUCUUUUAGAAAUGAGUUGCACAAUUGAGAAGGCACUUGCUGAUGCUAAAGCCCUUGUUGAAAGAUUGAGAGAUCAUGACGAUGCAGCAGAAUCUCUGAUUGAGCAAACCACAGCUCUCAACAAGCGAGUAGAAGCAAUGAAGCAGUAUCAGGAAGAAAUUCAAGAACUUAACGAAGUUGCAAGACAUCGGCCACGGUCCACGUUAGUUAUGGGAAUCCAGCAAGAAAACAGACAAAUCAGAGAAUUGCAACAAGAGAACAAAGAAUUGCGUACAUCCCUGGAAGAACAUCAGUCUGCCUUGGAACUUAUAAUGAGCAAGUAUCGAGAACAAAUGUUUAGAUUGCUCAUGGCUAGCAAAAAAGAUGAUCCAGGUAUAAUAAUGAAGUUAAAGGAGCAGCAUUCCAAGAUUGACAUGGUACAUCGUAACAACUCCGAAGGAUUCUUCCUUGAUGCAUCUCGACACAUCCUUGAAGCACCUCAACAUGGACUGGAGAGGAGGCACUUGGAAGCAAAUCAGAAUGAGUUACAAGCACAUGUUGACCAGAUAACUGAAAUGGCAGCAGUCAUGAGGAAAGCCAUUGAAAUUGAUGAGCAACAGGGUUGUAAAGAGCAGGAACGAAUAUUUCAACUUGAACAAGAAAACAAAGGCUUGAGAGAGAUCCUUCAAAUAACUCGAGAAUCGUUUUUGAACCUUAGGAAGGAUGAUGCAUCAGAAAGCACAUCUUUGUCAGCAUUAGUAACCAACAGUGACCUGAGUCUGAGGAAGAGCUGAAGGGCUUCCAAGUCUGGGAACUUCGUAUAUGACUCCAAACUGUCACUAAAACUGGCCUAUAAAUGAACAAAUGAAGAGAAAACUCAAUUUCAAUCAACCCCUUUUUUUUCUCUAUAGUUUGUACAGUGCACUGGCUAAGCAAUAGCAACAAAAAAUGUAUAGUUAUUAGUUAUAAACUUUAUUCAAAAACAUAAUUGAAAAUAGAAACUGAGCCUUUGUUAAUUGGUGAACAAAUGAAGGGUUUUCACAGUGAUGGCUAAACAUAUCAAGAGCUUGCAGCAGUGGUGUUGACUUUCUGGAUGAUAUACUUAGAUAAACUUGACUAUUCCCAGUAAACAUUUGGGAAUUCAUAGAAUUAUUCUAAUUUAUAAUAUUUUGCCAUGGUUUUGUGAAUGGAAGAUCCUCAUACUCAAUUUAAUCCUUCCUGUUUGGUGUCAGAGUUAACAAAUAGCUUAUGUACCAUAAGACUUCUGCUUUAGUGAUUGCCUGUCUCCUUUCCCAUUAAUUUAAAUUUUUUUGUCAAAGAAAAUUCAGGUUAAAGGCUGUAGUAAUGUUUUACAUAUUCCACAAAUAAAAGAGGCAAUUUAAUUAUAGCUAACUUACUUUAUGAUACUUAGCUUACAAUUGUCCAUAACUUGCUGAAGAAUAUGAAAUAUUUCAGGAAUGAAAAAGAAGGAAUAUUACUUUCUAAGAAAGAAGAUCUUAUAAUAGACAUAUUUAGUAGGUUAAACUACUCUGAAAGAAUAAGUUUUGGUUUUUAGUAAAUAAUGAAAAUAAGAUCUUUCUCUUUUCUGGUUGGUAUUUAAGGAUAUUAUAUAUUUCAUUUACUUAACAGAGCUGAAAUGUUUGAUUUAGUAAAAUAGGUGUGGUAAUUUCAAAGUAAAUUCAAAAUUCUACUGGUUUAUACAACCCUUUUUUUUAAGUGAUUACUUAAGACAGAAAAAGUAGACUCAAAUUUUUUAAAAAAUAUUUAUUUUUAAGCUCCAUCUGGUCCUCAUACCCUUCAUGUUUUUUUUUUUUUUUUUUUAAAUAAAACUUUUCAUUUCUAAAGGGGGUUGAAAAUCUAUGGAUUUACAAGUUUUGGUUUUAUUAAAUGUCAAAAGAGUACCUGCAUUUUUUUUAAAGCCACUGGAUAUAAAAACUUUAACACCAAUUGAAACCUAAAUUUUUCUUUAUUUUGUAGUGAUCAUGGAAUAAAAGGAUGAGUAUCAAAUAUUACAUAUAAUAUACUCAUUUGUAUUACAUGCUAAAAUUACCACAAAUAGAAAAUUCUACUUUUGAGCAUAUAAUUUGUUAAAGAAAUGUCAUGUGAUAAUUUUGUAUAAUAUGUUGUAAAACUCAAAACUACUUUUCACUUUAGAAUUUUUCUAUAUUAAGUUUGGGGAGAGAGGGUGGAUGGGGCUUAUUGAUUAGAAAAGGGCUAAUGGCCCAAAACAUUAAAUUUCUUUUGUCAUUUAGAGGCCUUAAGGGAUACUUUAUAGUCUUUUAUUUUUAAACUUUUCUAUUUUUUUGGAAAGUAGUCCUUAAUUCAGUGGCACAUUCAUUCAAAUAGUUUUAAUCCCAAGUAAAAAUUAAAGAAAAUAAACUACACAGUUGAGAUUUUGUCUGAGGCAAUUCAUUAGGCAGCUGUAAUUAUAAAACAUUACUUGAUAAAUAUUUUUGUAAACAGAUGAGUUAAUUUGUUCUUGGUGUUCUUGCUUGAAUAUAAUUUUAAGGUCUUGGGUGUUUGAAAGACACUUCGUUUUUAAUGAGUUUUCCAUUCCCCCCUUUUUUUUUAAGAACCUUAAAUUUGUGUCUGAGAGUAUAUAAUGCAUAGGAAACUAUUUUAUCAAUAAAGAUGAGUGGUUAAAAUUGG